This is a messenger RNA of Andrographis paniculata, 1306 nucleotides long. RefSeq names its product GDSL esterase/lipase At5g33370-like. Gene Ontology annotation, molecular function: hydrolase activity, acting on ester bonds. The record is from RefSeq and is a predicted model, not a curated record. The transcript has 5 exons. The coding region runs from base 135 to 1226 and encodes 363 amino acids. NCBI's taxonomy places the organism in Eukaryota, Viridiplantae, Streptophyta, Magnoliopsida, Lamiales, Acanthaceae.
UUCAAGAAACUCAAUUCUAACCAUAUUUAAUUUAAUUUAAUUUAAUUUGUUUCAAUAUUUCUUCUUCUUCAUUAUUCUUCUUCUUCUUCGUUUUUUUUUUAUUCAUUGGACAUUGUGGGUACUUAAGUGUGAAAAUGAUAAGAUUUUGCGCGGCAUUUGCAGUCGUUCUAGGGUUUUUAGAGAGCUCUAAAGUUUAUGCUAAAACAAAUGCAUUCUUUGUGUUCGGAGACUCAUUGGUCGACAAUGGCAACAACAAUUACUUGGCGACCACGGCGAGAGCGGAUUCUCCGCCCUACGGCAUCGACUACCCCUCCCACCGACCCACCGGCCGUUUCUCCAAUGGUCUUAAUAUCCCCGAUAUCAUCAGUGAAAAAAUGGGAUGGGAGCCCAUAAUGCCAUACUUAAGUCCACAACUAAUAGGGCAAAAAUUGCUGGUUGGAGCCAACUUUGCUUCUGCCGGAGUCGGAGUCCUUAAUGAUACUGGAAUUCAAUUUGUGAAUAUUAUUAGGAUUUUCCAACAACUGGAUUUCUUUGAACAGUACAAGCAAAGAGUGAGCGAAGUGGUCGGAGAAAAAGAAGUUGGAAAACUUGUAAAUGAAUCGUUAGUUCUUAUUACAUUGGGAGGAAACGACUUUGUCAACAACUAUUAUUUGAUCCCUUAUUCCGUGAGGUCGCAACAAUAUUCCAUCCAAGAUUAUGUGCCGUUUGUCAUUUCCGAGUACAAGAAGGUCCUAAAGAGACUAUAUGAUUUGGGGCCUCGGCGAAUUUUGGUGACGGGGACGGGGCCAUUAGGGUGUGUGCCGGCAGAAUUGGCGCAGCGCAGCCGGAACGGGGAAUGCGACGGGGAAUUGCAGAAAGCCGCAUCUUUGUUCAACCCACAACUUGUGAGAAUGUUGGAUGAACUCAACAAAGAAGUUGGUUCUAAUGUGUUCAUUGCAGCCAACACCCACCAAAUGCACUUGGACUUCAUCUCACAACCUCAAGUAUACGGGUUUAUAACCUCAAAAAUAGCGUGUUGCGGGCAAGGGCCGUACAACGGAUUGGGGCUAUGCACGCCAUUGUCGAAUUUAUGUUCAAAUCGAGACGAGUAUGUGUUUUGGGAUCCUUUCCAUCCCUCGGAAAGGGCCAAUAGAAUCAUUGUCGAUCAAAUCCUAAGGGGUUCCGCGACUUACAUGCACCCUCUAAACUUAAGCACCAUCAUGGCCUCGAAUCCUUCGACCCUUUGAAUUGUCUCGUCUACACUUCUAUUUGUUUGGAUAUGUCGAACUUAUUUGGAAAAAGAAAGAAAAAUAUAAUUCUUCGGGCA